AUGAUUCAGGACAUAGCUGGAGGAGGAACUUUUGCCGUUAUUCCUUUCACCAGAGUUGGAAAACGUUAUGACGUUUGUCUUGUUAGUGAACAUAAAGGAACAGUUCUUAGUCUUGAUUAUAGCCCUUUUAAUAAUGACUUAAUAGCUUCACUAUCUAAAGAUAGUACCAUAUGGCAUAAGCGAAAAGUAAGAACCUGUAGUUUUAAUCCAUAUGCUUCUAAUGUUUUAACAACUUCAUCUGCUGGUGCUAGUAUUAAAGUUUGA
Molecule: messenger RNA, 264 nt
Organism: Entamoeba dispar SAW760
Lineage: Eukaryota; Evosea; Mastigamoebida; Endamoebidae
Exons: 2
Coding region: 1-264 (87 amino acids)
Biological process (GO): actin filament organization
Molecular function (GO): actin filament binding
Source: RefSeq, a predicted model, not a curated record